Lutra lutra (Eurasian river otter) is the source of this 3914-nucleotide messenger RNA. It is a transcript of the gene ACTR2, whose product is annotated as actin related protein 2. Gene Ontology annotation, cellular component: Arp2/3 protein complex; actin cortical patch. Gene Ontology annotation, biological process: Arp2/3 complex-mediated actin nucleation. Gene Ontology annotation, molecular function: actin filament binding. The record is from RefSeq and is a predicted model, not a curated record. Lineage: Eukaryota; Metazoa; Chordata; Mammalia; Carnivora; Mustelidae. Bases 129 to 1328 code for a protein of 399 amino acids. The transcript has 10 exons.
GUUGACUUCCGGUUGGGGGAAGAAAGUUGGCCCGAAGGAGGGGCCGCGAAGAAGGAGGAGGAAGAGGAAAGGGCCGGGCAGUAGGGGCUUAGGUCGUUCGGCGGCGGCGGCUCUCUUCCGGACCGACGAUGGACAGCCAGGGCAGGAAGGUGGUGGUGUGCGACAACGGCACCGGGUUUGUGAAGUGCGGAUAUGCAGGCUCUAACUUUCCAGAACACAUCUUCCCAGCUUUGGUUGGAAGACCUAUUAUCAGAUCAACCACCAAAGUGGGAAACAUUGAAAUCAAGAAUAACAAAAAGAUGGAUCUUAUGGUCGGUGAUGAGGCAAGUGAAUUACGCUCAAUGUUAGAAGUUAACUACCCUAUGGAAAAUGGCAUUGUACGAAAUUGGGAUGAUAUGAAACACCUGUGGGAUUAUACAUUUGGACCAGAGAAACUUAACAUAGAUACCAGAAAUUGUAAAAUCUUACUCACAGAACCUCCCAUGAACCCCACCAAAAACAGAGAGAAGAUUGUAGAGGUAAUGUUUGAAACUUACCAGUUUUCUGGUGUGUAUGUAGCUAUCCAGGCAGUUCUGACUUUGUAUGCUCAAGGUUUAUUGACUGGAGUAGUGGUGGACUCUGGAGAUGGUGUAACUCACAUUUGUCCAGUGUAUGAAGGCUUUUCUCUCCCUCACCUUACCAGGAGACUGGAUAUUGCUGGAAGGGAUAUUACCAGAUAUCUUAUCAAGCUGCUGCUUUUGCGAGGAUAUGCCUUCAACCAUUCUGCUGACUUUGAAACAGUUCGCAUGAUUAAAGAAAAAUUGUGUUAUGUGGGGUAUAAUAUUGAGCAAGAGCAGAAGCUGGCCUUAGAAACCACAGUAUUAGUUGAAUCGUACACACUCCCAGAUGGCCGCAUUAUCAAAGUUGGGGGAGAGAGAUUUGAAGCACCAGAAGCUUUAUUUCAGCCUCACCUGAUCAAUGUUGAGGGAGUAGGUGUUGCCGAAUUGCUUUUUAACACAAUCCAGGCAGCUGACAUUGAUACCAGAUCUGAAUUCUAUAAGCACAUCGUGCUUUCUGGAGGGUCUACUAUGUACCCUGGGCUGCCAUCACGGUUGGAACGAGAACUUAAACAGCUUUACUUAGAACGAGUUUUAAAGGGAGAUGUGGAAAAACUUUCUAAAUUUAAGAUCCGCAUCGAAGACCCACCACGCAGAAAGCAUAUGGUGUUCCUGGGUGGUGCUGUUCUAGCAGAUAUCAUGAAGGACAAAGACAACUUCUGGAUGACCCGACAAGAAUACCAAGAAAAGGGUGUUCGUGUGCUGGAGAAACUUGGUGUGACUGUUCGAUAAACUAACUCCAGAGCUUGUUCACAUCACACCCCUAAUGCUUUCUUUUUGCCUUUAUUGCCAGUCUUUGAACUCAUUCAAUUUCAGGACAUGGAAGAGUCCUCUCUGUGCCCUUUGACUGGAAAGGUCUGGUUUUAUUCUGGUGUCUUGGGGAAGCUUUGUUAAUUUUUUGUUAAUGUGGGUAAAUCUGUUUAAUUCAACCACUUCCCUACAAACACGAUGAGAGGGCAAAGGGUCCUGUCUGCUGCUUUGUUUCUUCUAAGUAGGCAUUUAGAUCAUUCCUGUCAGCUUCCUAUUUUCACUUUACUGCUCUAAUGCGGCUAGUUUUAGUCUUUAGCACGCUAGGUGGUAUGCCUUUAUUAGCAUAAGAAAAAACUUUACAGGGGCUUUUACAUUUUAUUGGGGUGGGGGUGGUGAGGGGCGGGUGAGCGGCUGCUGACCCCUUUUACAGCAUUUCCUCCCUGGUGUGGUGCUUUCAACAGUCACUGCACAGUUGAAGUACCUUAAAGCUUCUGGAAUUAACAUUUUAGGGGAACGUUAGACUCAGAAUUCAGGUGUUUUUGGUGGGUUUUUGCGUGGGGGCAGGGAGUGGUCUUUUGAUUUUACAAUUUUGAUUUUUUGAGCUUUUCUGCUCUGAGGUGUGUAAGAUGAAAUUUAUUUACAGUACUUUGAUUUGGCAGGUUUUCUUCUACUUUUGGUCUGCCUAGAACUGUUUCCAUGAUAAAAAAGCAAGUGUAAUACUCCAUUACCAUGUGGCUUAGGGAUUUAUUUGUUUUGUUUUGUUUUUAAAUCAACCAUGUUAGCUGGGAGUAGACUCCCUAGAAUCUAUCAGUGCAAAAUUAACAGUUUAAAAAUGCUUUUGGAAAUUCAGAUUACAGAUGAAAAGAGUGCUUAAGAGUGCUUCUUUUUAUACCAGAAGCAUUAAGGUGAUCCAGUGCCAAGUACCAUUCUCGCAGUUACACUUUGAUAUAUCUGACCAGUGCUGCUUUAGUAAGAAUCAGUAAAUACAUAGGAAUAAUUACUGGCAGUAGGUUAUAAUUGUUGGGUUAAAAAUAACAUUGAAAUAUGGGACUUGUUGCCAGUUGGGUAAUUUUCAUUGCUUUUUUAUUAUUUUAAUUUGAAACUUGGAAGUAGAAUAAAAUUUGACUACUUAAAAUGUUGGCAAAAAAAAAAAUCAAGAUUUAAAUUCAUAUUUGUACUGAAAAAGUAAUCAUAACAAUAAGUCUCAGUCAUCUUAUGCUUGAAAGAAGAGUUGUUGAUAUUUUGUAAAUGUUAGCAAACUUUCCCACCUGUCAGAAAAUCAUAUUUAUGAAUCCCGUCGGUAUUGCUUUGUGUCUGAAAAAUAUCAACUAGUACUCAGACUUGAAUUCUUUCUAGAUUUGAAAAAUAAAGUAAUAAGUUGUAUCACGCUAAGUACAAAAUGCAGAUUCUGGGGGAAAAUGUUUUCCUUCAUUUCAAAAUAUUCUUUAGUAAUAAUGGCUUUGAACGAAGAAGCUUAAUUAUUUUUAGGUGACUGAAAUUGGAGAAAUUAUUGGCUUUAUAAAGAGUCUCUUUUCUGUGAGAAAACUUAAAAAUCAAUUUUUAUGAAAUAAGCAACAAAAGAAGGUUAGUUUUAAUUAUGCAGCUUCGUUAAUAUUAAGUAUUUUUUGUCUGUUUUACCUCAAUUUGAAACAAGUAAAAGAAGUUUGCCUGCAUGCUGGACAUGCUUCAGUACACUUGAAUAGCCUAUGAAUAACAUGUACUAGAUUUGAGGGACAUGGAUGUCAGUCAUUUUGGAAUUCUCAAGGUUCCUAAAUCAUGUUCAUAUAAAUCCCCCUAGCCUUUGAGUCCUGGACUAGUUAAAGGACACAAAUGUAGGGCCAGUACCUACCAGCUAGCUGUUCAUUUCCGGUAAAUGGAUUAACUCUCGGCCUUUGGUCAUGAUUUUAAUCUAUGGGGAUAGAAAACAACAACGAAUAGGAUAGACUCUUAGAACAAUGAAAGAGCAGUUAUCUUUUGUCCCUUGAAUAUAGAAUUUGGUUUUAAUUUCAUGAUUCUGCUAGCAGACACGACCGUUAAAAUGGUGUGUAUAUAUAUAUAUAUAUAUAUAUAUCUGUCCAAAGGAUGGAUAUAUAUAUAUAUAUAUAUAUAUAUAUACAUAUAAAAUAAUUUUUAAAUUCCAUUUUCUAAUUUUCCUAUUCCAAGGUAAAAUAAUGCAUUUAGUUAUUUGGAGGGUAGUAGAAAAUAAUGUUUAAUUGGAGUUGUCAGGUAGGAGUCCCUCAGAUAUUAAAAUUUUUUCUGUUUUAAAAGCGAUCUGAGUUUUAGCUCUUGAAAACAAUUGUCACUUAAAUUUCCAAUAAUUAAAAUUCCUUUUAAAUUAGAAUUGCCAAUGCCUUGACCUUUGAGAAGGGUUCCUUAGAAAUAAAUCCUACAUUUAAACUUUUUUCUUUAAAGCAUGGUAUUGGAUGUUGACUUUUUACAGUUCUAAGCACUGUUAACAAUAUCAGGGAGGUGUUUUGAGAGAGAUCAAUGGAAAGUUAAACAUUCUACAUCUAACGUGAAUACACUUCUUUUUGAUUCAGAAAAUAAAAUCAGAUUUUUGAAAGUAAA